UUGCUCGCUUCGCCUCUGGCCAAGUUGGCAGUGAACCGAAAGCUCCUAGAGCCUCGGACCUUACCGCGCUCAAUUGCGCCUCAUGGGCAGUUACCUGAGCAAGCCUGGCCCGCCGCAGCCGGCCCGCACCCAAGAGAGCCGGGACCUGCGGGAGAAGCCCAGCCGCCGCCCAGCUGCCUGCUCCCCGCCGCCUACUGCCCCUGCCCAUCGCGUGCAACACGUUCACCCUGCUCUCCCCGCUCCUCCUCUUCGCAGGCGCCCCAGGAGGCCUUCCUCCCGGGACCCUGGGGCUCUGCCAGACUGCUUCGUAAUAACACCUCGAAGGCGCUAUCCGACCCAGCAGGCCCAGUACUCGCUCGUGGGCGUGCUUCCCACCGUGUGCUGGGAUGGUUGUCCCAAGAAGGCUGUGCUCUCUGCUCGAAAUUCCAAGAUGGUGUGCGGCGGUCCAGGCACCGUGAGAAUCGCGCCUCCUGACAGCAAAGUGAUGCGUUCUCCAGUGCCAGCGCAGGUCACCCACUCAGUGCUGCCCUUGCCGUCAGCUAAGGCUGCAGACCCGAAGGCCAGUGGACUGAAUGUCCUCCAAGAGAGGAAGAAAAGAGCCGUGGGCAAGGAAGACCCGGUAUUCCUGGAUGGCCUGCAGAAUAAGAGAAGGUGCCAUGACAGCAAUGGCAGUGGACACCCCACAGCGGCGCCCCAGGUGGCCAAUGGAGCCCUUGCUGCUGGGGUGCCUAAGCCUGGGUCUCUGAAGAGAGGUCUCAGUUCCCAAAACUCGCAUGACCCCUCGAUAAAAAGACCUUGCCCCUCUGCCUUGGCAACCACGUACACGGGAGGCAUCCCCAGCUCCCGCCGCAACGCCAUCACCAGCUCCUACAGUUCCACCCAAGGCCUCUCGCAGCCGCACAAGAGGAGUGGGCCCUCUUCAUCCUCCUCCUCCAGCUCUGCCUCCUCCCACCCGCAGAUGCCAAAGAGGCCCGAGAAGAAAACAAGGCAACAGCAGCUGCGCGCUCCUUGCGGUUUGGCGCCUCCCAAGGCUUCUCAGGGGGGAAGGGUUGCAGAGCCACCCAAGAGUAAGACAGAAAAGGGAUGGAAGUGCCCAUCUCCCCCUGACGUUUCCAGUAGGCGCAAACGCAAGAUUCAGCUGCUGCCCUGCAGGCGAGGGGAGCCGCUGACCUUGCCUCCUGCGCCGCAGCUCGGCUACCCCAUCAGUGCGGAAGAAUACGACAAGGAAAAGAGAGCGGCGUUCCAACGGCUCAACAGGCUCUUGGAAGACAAGACGGAAUCGGCAGGAGUGGCGAAGGCCGUGGCCCCUUCGCCUGCAAAGACACCUGACCUUCUAGCUCCUGUCGGCGCAUCUCAGCCAGCGAUCUUUCCAGGUACAUUUUCAGACUCCAAAGCCCCAGCCCCUUUCCCGGGGCUGAUCCCCGCUUCUGCCAUGACACUAGUCCCUGGUACAGGAAAGUCCCCUCCAGCUUCUCAGGCAGAGACAUCUGCCAAAAGCCCCAUCUCCGCCUGCCCCAGCCCCGGCCACCCUGCCAAGACCACUGGAACGUCCUCCCUAACUGUCACGCCCAACUGUGGCAUCCCAGGGCCACCUGCACCUGUCAUGCCCUUGGCCACUCCCCACUCCUUCAAGCACAACAUUGCUCCAGCCCCAACCCACCCUGUCUUUGCUGGGCAAGCCUCUGCCACCUCCUCUGUGGCUUGUGUCACCACAGCCAGUACCACCACAGACUCGGCUUUGAAGCCUGCUUUUGGCUUUGGUGGCAGGGGUGUGCCCAGCACCCAGAGCAAUGCGACUGGCACCACUGCCUCCACUACAGCAAAGCCUUUCCUCUUCGGGGCUCCCCCUGCCUCAGGAGCCAGCUUUGCCCCAACUGAGGGCUCCACAGUCCAGUUUGGCAAGCCUCCUGCCAUGCCAGCCUCAGCCACAGUCACCACCUUUGGCCAGUCCUCCUCCAGAGCUGCCCAGUUGGCCACUAGCAACACUGCCCACUUUGGUGGUUUGGGCAGCACCCUCACAACCUCAGCUCCGGUCACCCCCAGCCAGCCUCCACUGAUGGUCCCUAAAACAGCCCCUGCAGCAUUCAACAAGCCCUGUGGCUCAAGCACCAAGCCCCCUCUCCCAUCGUACCCAGGGGCCAACCCCCAGGCCAAGUGUGGGGCCAUGGAUAGGCAGCAGCAGAAGGCUGCCAAGCUAGCCCUUGCCCCCAGCUUUGGCAGCUCUCUCACUUUGGGGAACAUUGCAGCCCCGGCUCCAACAGCAACACAGGCGCUGGCUCGCACUCAGCCAGCUUUGGGUAGUGCCCCCCAGUUGUCUUUGGGUGGUUUGAAAUCCACAACAGCUGCCUUUAGUACCCCUGCAAACACCAAGCCAGCCUGUAGAAGUACCACAGCGGGCUCCUCCCUGGGUGCAGUCACCCAAAGCACCAGCAGUGGGACCAGCAGCACCCCCUUCACGUUUGGGGGACCAGCGGCCUGGGUUGGCAGUGGAGGCCCCAAGCCCCGGGGGGCCACCCAAGUCGCCACCUCCACUGCUGAAAUGUUUAGCUUCAGGUCUAGACAGAGUGGGACCACAGGUAAUGCCUCCUCCUCUGGGGGGACCUUGAGUCAGAAGAGCCUGGCUGCACCCAGCCAGGACCCAGGGGUCCUCAACAUGGCCAGCGCCCACGGGAGCAAGCCUGUAGUUGGAGGCACUUCUACACUCACCUUUGCUCAGAACACCCCUGCCCCAGCACUAGGCACAGUGGGUGGCAGCCUUUCCUUUGGGGUGUCCUCAACGUCUACCCAUGGUCUUGCUAGAAUUGGAUCUUUCGGGUCAGAAGCCCCUUCCUUCUCCAUUGGUGCAGCACCCAAGACCCCAGGGGCUCGGCAGCGACUGCAGGCUCGACGGCAGCAGCCUCGCAAGAAAUAG
Lepus europaeus (European hare) is the source of this 2911-nucleotide messenger RNA. Its product is annotated as nuclear envelope pore membrane protein POM 121C-like. Gene Ontology annotation, cellular component: nuclear pore. NCBI's taxonomy places the organism in Eukaryota, Metazoa, Chordata, Mammalia, Lagomorpha, Leporidae. The record is from RefSeq and is a predicted model, not a curated record. Gene Ontology annotation, molecular function: structural constituent of nuclear pore. Gene Ontology annotation, biological process: protein import into nucleus; RNA export from nucleus.